GAAUGUGGGACAUGUUAUAUGAAUGUAUAUGUGUUACAUGAUCCAAUCGCACAACAACCCACACACCCACUUGAAUCGCACAACACCCACGAAUCACACAAGCCCUUUGGGCCGUAAAGCAACAAAAUCGUAUCACUUGAUUCAGUUUUAUCAUUUGGUUUCGAUAAAUCAAAGACAGAAGAACCAAACUUCCAACUGGAUUGAGGGUUUUAACACGACAAGAAACAAGAAUUGAAGAUAAUAACGGUCAGCCAUGGCAUCAAUGAGCUUCGCCGCUGCGGCACAACCGUUUCUCAAAAGAGCAAUACCCAACCCUAGCUUCUUCACCUUCUUCAACAAUAAGUUUCACCCCUCUUUAUUUCAUGCCCCUUUGACUUCUUCAGGUGUUGGUAUAUGUCACUUGGCACAAGCUGCAAAGGGUGAAACUGAGGUUUUACUCAAGGGAGUUGGUGAAAGAGGCUCCAAUGAAGAAGUGAAGCAUAUUAUUGAAAUGGCGAAACGAGCGUCGAUACGGCGUGAAGUUCUCCAUACAGAUUUUCUCACACCACCCGUCUUAAAAGAGUCCAUGAUGAUUAUAGAAAAGUUAGCAGAUGUUAACACAUCGGUUCAAGGUGGUUACCCUGAGGCUGAACGAUGUCGGCUCUCAGUUGGACAUCCGGAAGUAUUGACAGCUGAUCCUGACAUCGUGGCUGCAUUAAGUAUUUCCGGGAACUUUGGGUUUCAACCUUGUUCACACGGUGACUUUCUUGGUGCUAUUCUCGGCACUGGGAUCGUAAGAAAUAAAUUGGGGGAUAUUCUUUUACAGGGUGAAAAGGGCGCCCAUGUUCUUGUUGUUCCGGAGCUAGUUGACUUCCUUACUAUGUCACUCGAUAAGGUGGGGAACGUACCCGUCACGUGUAAAAAAAUGCCAUUGAUUGCCCUUGAAUAUGAACCACCAAGGACUAGAACGUUCAAAACCGUAGAAGCAUCUAUGAGGAUUGAUGCCAUAGCAAGUGCAGGAUUCAAGAUAUCACGAUCAAAGCUAGUUGGGUUGAUAAGUGAUGGAGAUGUGCGUGUUAAUUGGGUGACGGUGACAAAAAACAAUACGACUAUAAAAAGCGGAGACAUGAUCUCUGUGAGUGGGAAAGGAAGAUUGAAGAUAGGAGAAGUGAACGAAACCAAGAAAGGAAAGUUUGCAGUUGAGCUCAUCCGAUUUCUAUGACUUGAUGGAGAUAUGAUGGCUACAGGGCUCUAACAUUGCUAUUAAUUUAAGCCAAGGUUCCGUACAAAAAGUAUACAAAACAGUAUUUUUUAAUCAAAAUGAAAAUGUCUUUAAAUUAUUCGAAACACUUGAUCAUUCAUGUUUAACAUGUUGUUUACAUUGGAGAGCCAAACUAACCAAGAAGGAAGUUUGCAUUUGAGAUCAUAUAAUGAUGAGUUACUCCAGGUUUAGUCAUCAUGAAUGGCAUUAACCGACCAUA
Messenger RNA from Helianthus annuus (common sunflower), 1460 nucleotides. RefSeq names its product putative RNA-binding protein YlmH. The record is from RefSeq and is a predicted model, not a curated record. The coding region runs from base 254 to 1201 and encodes 315 amino acids. NCBI's taxonomy places the organism in Eukaryota, Viridiplantae, Streptophyta, Magnoliopsida, Asterales, Asteraceae. Gene Ontology annotation, molecular function: RNA binding. The transcript has 9 exons.